AUGAUCAAAGCCAUGAAGCUCAAGCUACUGGGGCAAAACAAGCAGUCGAAGGAUAUGCGCACGCUCGCUGUGAUGUUCAUCGGUAGGUCCCUCCUCUUGGAGAAUUCUUUGAUUGAGCUAAUCGGUGGAGACUUUCCUUUUGGCGAGAAAUUCAAGGAUGGACCGAUCGACGAGGUCUCGGAGGCGUGGAUCUCAGUCCGAGGCCGACCUGCCGUGUUGAUGGAUGUUCCAUACCUUCUACACCCACAUGAGGAGAUCACCAGGGUCCGCACCCAUGCGUUUAUUGAUACCUUGAAGGCUGAUUAUGAUUUCAGAAUGUACUAUGUGAUGCAAAGAGGCGUUGUCUUGGAUGAAGACUUGGUCCUGAUGUCCAAAUUAAACGACUGUGUCCGUCAGGCCGGUGGCGCCAAGGGAAUCAAGCUCGAGUUCCGUAUCAUCGUCGACGGCAUCAGGGACGAGGAAACGUACAAGGUGUAUGAGACUAGUAUGAAGAAGGACAAGCUCAAGUCCUUUCUUGCAAACAUGAAGGAUACGCGAUUUUCGUUUGAAAUCCCUGUCAAAGAAGUGAUACUGGUGCGUGCGAUCAAGGGCAUGCAUGGCAUGGAAGUGUUCGAAUAG
Messenger RNA from Gamsiella multidivaricata, 618 nucleotides. RefSeq lists its product as uncharacterized. The record is from RefSeq and is a predicted model, not a curated record. The transcript has a single exon. The coding region runs from base 1 to 618 and encodes 205 amino acids. NCBI's taxonomy places the organism in Eukaryota, Fungi, Mortierellomycota, Mortierellomycetes, Mortierellales, Mortierellaceae.